Plasmopara halstedii is the source of this 785-nucleotide messenger RNA. RefSeq lists its product as uncharacterized. Lineage: Eukaryota; Oomycota; Peronosporomycetes; Peronosporales; Peronosporaceae. The record is from RefSeq and is a predicted model, not a curated record. The coding region runs from base 332 to 637 and encodes 101 amino acids. The transcript has a single exon.
ACUGCCUCCGCUCACCAUUAUGCAUACAUGAAGUUGUGUCUUGAAGAAAGAGACAGAGUUUGAAAAGCAUGCAUCCUCCUCUCAAAUCUUGGUGCCUUUGGUCUGAUUACAACGUUACAUUAUCUGUCUUGAGCACAAUACUCGAAAAGGCAGAAUAGCGUUGGUUACCACGUUGAAUCUCGCCCGCACGCGAGCGACCCAAUGGCGAGCGGCGAGUAUAGCGCAAAUGAGAACGAUAUGACAAUUGGAUCCGAUUCAAACAGUAGCUUCAUCAGUUUAAGGCACAAUAAUUACUGCCAAGAUCGUGGCUUGCAUCUUUCGUUUGGAGGCAAUGAUCACAGCAUUAGGAAAUAAUGCAGAGAUGAGCGACAAUUUCGUAAGGUUUCGAAUGUUAUCGACACUAGACUUUGGUGAAACACAAAAAGUAGUCACCACAAAGCGUAAGAUCCAUUUCUAUUAUUGGGAUAGUCAUACUACGGCAUUUUUCGCGCGAUCAAAAGAGAACAACUUCGACCGCUUUUAUGUUUGGAAGAGCUACAAUGCUACAAUACUACCACUGUUCGUCCCGAUCCAAGUCAAGAAUCGACAGACUUUUGCACAUAUAUUUCAAGCGCAAACAACGAACAGAAUGAUUUGACUCUGAUACUAACUGCGCGCGAUCAGGUAAUACAAGGAAAACGAGAGUAGAAAGGCAUUAAAGCUCCAGACUAAGCUGUGCGUUUGCAAAAUGACUGAUUCGGACCGAUAAGCAACUGCUUUUUCUUACAAUCAUACUAAAAUGUGUG